CAGGCUUACGCGGUGACGCUCGUGGCGCCGCUCCCUCACGGCCGCCAUGGGGAAGAAGUCGCGCUCGGCGCCCUCUCGGCGGCCCAUCCUCCGCCUCUCCCCUCCCGGGCCUCGCCGCGACGAUUCCACCGUGGCUCCCGCUGCUGAAGGAACCGAGUCGGGUUCCGAGCCGGAGGAACCCGAAGCCGUGGCGGAGCCCCCUCGCAUCGCCCCUAACCCGCCGCCCCCCGCGCCCGCCACUGUCAAAGCCACAGGUGGAUUGUGCCUGCUGGGUGCCUACGCAGACAGUGAUGACGAGGAGGGUGAAACCCCGGAGAAGUCAGCUCGUUCCACGGACGCAAAUGGCAAUAACUCAGCAGACAUCGACAGCACGCUGGCCAACUUCCUGGCGGAGAUUGAUGCCAUCACAGCACCUCCGCAGCCUUCGGAGCCCUCCGGCACUUCCUCGGCGCUGCCCCCUACGCCUCCCCGUCCGGAGCCGAAGGAGACAGGCCCAGGCCAGUCCUCAGGCACAGCCAAUGGAGCAGGAUUGGCGCCGGCUCCGGAAUGGCAGUACGACACCCAGUGCUCACUGGCAGGAGUCGGGGAGCUGGAAAUGGGUGACUGGCAAGAGGUGUGGGAUGAGAACACCAGCUGCUAUUAUUACUGGAACACGCAGAGCAACGAGGUCACCUGGGAGCUGCCACCGUACCUGGCGACACAGGUCCAGGGCCUGCAGCACUACCAGCACAGCAGCACCGCGGCAGGCACCAAUGGCAGCUUUGUGGCAGCUGCCGAGCUGUAUCCCCAGGAAAAGGGGGCCGCCCCAGGCAGCGUCAGCCGCGGGGCCACCAUUGCCAAGCGGGAGGUGAAGAAGGAAGUGAAUGAAGGUGUCCAAGCCCUCUCCAACAGUGAGGAGGAGAAGAAGGGGGUGGCUGCUGCCCUCCUAGCACCGCUCCUGCCUGAUGUGGUGAAGGAGGAAGAGGAGCGCUGGAGGAGAAAGGUGAUCUGCAAGGAGGAGGUUGAGCCGCCCCCAGAAGAGGAGGUGAAAGCAGAAGAGGUGACAGCUGCUCCCGAAGAGCAGGAGCCCAGCAGGGAUCCCCUGGAAGAGACACUGCCGGAGGAUGUGUGCAGCGUGGUACAGUCAGGGGAGAGCGCCGAGGAAGAGGAGGAACAAGACACACUUGAACUCGAGAUGGUGCUGGAAAGAAAGAAGGCGGAGCUGCGUGCUUUGGAGGAAGGCGAUGGCAGCGUUUCGGGCUCCAGCCCGCUCUCUGACGGCAGCCAGUCAGCAUUGCAGGAUGCAACCCGCAGGCUGGCCUCCAAGCGAGGGAAAUGGAAACUGUUUGUCGGAGCCGCCAGCCCUGAAUCUGCCAGUCGAGGCUCCACCAAAACGGGCCGAGAGAGUCCGGAAGCAGUAGAAACAGCAGCAAGCACGGAAGCAGCUGAUGGGAAUUCAGACAAAGAGGCAGAGUCUGAGGAGCCCCAGGAGAAAGCAAAAGCCCAAGGGGCACCAAAACUGGAAGAGGAGGAGCAAGACCUAAAGUUUCAGAUCGGAGAGCUGGCAAACACUCUGACCAACAAACUGGAGUUCCUGGGCAUCAACAGACAAUCUAUCUCCAACUUCCACAUGUUGCUGUUGCAGACAGAGACCCGCAUUGCAGACUGGCGAGAAGGUGCUCUCAAUGGAAACUACCUCAAACGCAAACUCCAAGAUGCAGCCGAACAGCUAAAACAAUACGAAAUAAACGCCACCCCUAAAGGCUGGUCCUGCCACUGGGACAGGAUCUCUGGAUCACCUCUUCUGACCAACAGCUCUGACAAAGGACAAACCCCAACUCACCGACGGAAUGAAGAACGAGAUUUCUGUCUCCUGCCAGCAGGGAGCAUAGACGCUAUUUCUAUGUUAACGAGCGCUCAGGAGAGUCCCAGUGGGAGUUCCCCGAAGGGGAGGACGAAGAGGAGGGACAGCGAGUCACCGACGGAAAAGCCAACGGUCCUCCUAAACCACCUCCGAAAGACAAAGGAGAGCGCACCGGGGACACCACCGAGCGCUCCACAGUCCUCUGUCCCGGCCCUCCAACCUCCUUUGCCUUUGGAAAUGCCUCCGCCACCUCCACCGCCACCAGACUCGCCACCACCACCGCCGCCGCCACCACCGCCUCCCGGAGAAGAUGGCGAGAUCCAGGAAGUGGAGAUGGAAGAUGAGGGGGGCGAGGAGCCACCCGCGCCAGGAACCGAGGAGGAUGCACUGCUGAAGCCACUCCCGCGUCCAGCACCCAGUGGCAGCCAGGGCACCACUGAGUCGAGCCCGACACCGCUGCUGUCAGCCAAGCCACAGAAGAGGAAAGCUGUGGAGAUGAGCCCGGGGCUGAUGCAGCGCACGGCCACCAUCGGCAGCUGCCCGGUCAUCUACAGCCAGCCCCUGAUGGCCGCCAGCAAGUACCAGCCGUCAGCUGUGCCGCUUGCUUCCCUGAGGCCGCGCCAGCGGCUGCAGAGCGAGAUCCAGGGCCGGCCCAGUCUCCGCAUGGCACCGAGCCACGCUGGCCCCCAGCCUGCCACGAUGGGCCUGCAGUCCGGCUACCUCGGUGUGACUGCGCCGGCUGUCAUGAGCUACUCCGAGUGCGCCGCGUCUGUCAGCUUGGCUGCUGCCGCUGCCACACAGCCAACACCAGCGCGGGGAGCCCUGCCUGCUGCCGGCACCACCGAACAGCCACCACCACCACCGCCCCCCCAGACGCCUCCACCUCCUGCCCCCAAGGCCCCGCUGCCACCAGAGAAGGAGAAGCCAAGGAAGAGCCGGAAGGACAAGGGCAAGAAGGCCAAGACGAAGAUGCCGUCGCUGGUGAAAAAGUGGCAGAGCAUCCAGCGGGAGCUGGACGAGGAGGAGAACUCCAGCUCCAGCGAGGAGGACCGGGAGACCACUGCUCAGCGGCGCAUUGAGGAGUGGAAGCAGCAGCAGCUGAUGAGUGGCAUGGCCGAGAGGAACGCAAAUUUUGAGGCGCUGCCAGAGGACUGGCGAGCGCGCCUGAAGCGCAGGAAAACCACCUCCAGCACAUAAGGCACCGCCCUGCUCUUCUUUUUUUUUUUAACAGAUGUACAGUUCCCACCCCCACCCUCCACCAAUAAAUCGUAGCAGU
This is a messenger RNA of Cuculus canorus (common cuckoo), 3119 nucleotides long. RefSeq names its product formin binding protein 4 (gene FNBP4). Gene Ontology annotation, molecular function: protein binding. The transcript has 17 exons. The record is from RefSeq and is a predicted model, not a curated record. NCBI's taxonomy places the organism in Eukaryota, Metazoa, Chordata, Aves, Cuculiformes, Cuculidae. The coding region runs from base 47 to 3040 and encodes 997 amino acids.